AUGGUCAACUCACCGCCGAUCCUCAAUUCGCCCCCUAUCGCGCCGAAUGGGACGCGUAUCGCAAGCACCUGGUCGAACUCCCGAGGUUUGAGACUGUUUUCCAACCUAUCUGACCAAUUAUGAUGCACUCUGCUUGAUAGGUUCAUCCGUAAUGCUAUUGCAAGGUUCGACGAUGGUCAAACCGGCGACGAUAUCUACGCAAUCGAUCAGCUUCGAGCGAUGAAUCUUGCGAGACAGGCGUGGAACGACAUCCGCCCCGAGACGAUUGCCAACUGCUGGCGCCACGCUCAAAUCUUGUCUGAUCGCAAGAACAAAGGAUCGACCGACCAUACACCUCUUCCCAACGGUCGCGGGCCUCUGAUCGCGGCAUCAUCAACGCGAUGA
Messenger RNA from Microbotryum saponariae, 384 nucleotides. Lineage: Eukaryota; Fungi; Basidiomycota; Microbotryomycetes; Microbotryales; Microbotryaceae. The record is from the annotation of a GenBank genome assembly.